AUGAUCGAAGAAGUUCUUCAUGCCGACAUGGAUCAAGGACUGUCAAAUGGACUUGGUCAGCUACAGUUUUCGAAUCGCCCCGACGACAAUGAGAAUCCGCAGUUGGCAGUGAACAUCAUUCCCCUUCCAGCUGAGUUGAUCUAUGACAUCCUGGAUUAUCUGCCAAACGAGGAUGUAAUUGCAUUCGUAUCUUGUCGGUGGGACUUUUUUCAAGCUUCAAUCGACUUUCUGAUUGAUAGAGUGGGGCCUGCCUUCCAAGGUCUUGACUCGUUGGUGAAGGCUGUCAUACACAAAAACUGGCCUAAGCAGUGGCUAUGGGAUCUCAUGCGGAGAUCCAAGUCUGGUAAAUCAAGUUUGCGAGGCUUCAAAUCUCUCCUGAAUCUUUUUGAACAGAAUGAGUGGCCUGAGAAAGUGCUUCGGAAUAUUGUCUCUGCGUGUGCCAAACAUGGAUCGCCGAUUUCGCACAGCUGUCUUAACUCUCACUUUUACGAAGGAGCCAUUCUUUAUCUGCAAGAAGAGCCAAAUGCGGCAUUGGAUAUGACUAGGUCUCAAAUGAGUGUUCUUCAAAGUUCCAUCCUCCUCCGUGCCACCAAAUGCGUUGAAAUAAUCGAGGCCAUUCUGCAAGAUAUGACAGAACCAGAACGAGUGGCUCAUAUAAAUUACUUCGACGAUUUCAGCAAUACUGCUUUAGACUAUGCGGUUAGGAUCUCUCCAGUCCCUAUCAUCGAUGCACUGAUCCGCUUAGGAGCUGAUUUUGACAAUCGCGACAAACUUGGUUUUACGCCACUCAUGAAUGCUUGCCACUUGGGACGCGAUGAAGCCAUCCACUGCUUGAUUGACCACGGUGCGAAUGUCACCGCUACGAACAAUUUUGGAGAAUCGGCGCUAGAGUCCAACAUCAAAAACACCGCGCUUCUCCAUGCCUUCAAGAACAACAAGCAGUUUCUGGAUCUCUUUUUAGAGUGUGGCGCAGAGGGCCCAUACAUUGGACUCCCGGAGCGUAUUAUUUCUCUUGACUUGGUCGAUGGUCAGUCUUCGGCACACAUGCAACAACAGAUUCCGUCAACGUUACUCGAAAAUGUGGCAGAGUCUCAGACCUCUGGUAUCGAGCCGCAACGCAGAAGUUCCCCGAUCGAUGGGACAGAAGUAGAUGAAGGUCAAAGGGGCACGCGCGAUGACCAUAUCUCCCGCACAAUAGGGGCCCUGAAGAUCAACGAUAUGCAUAGCAGGGUUGACGCUUGGGGCUACAUUGGAACAGGAUGCUUCUCCAUCAUGCGAAUUGGCUCAUUAGAAGCCUGCAAGUACAUUUUCAAGAUCGGGUUGCUUGGCAACACAGAAUCCCUUCAAAAAGUAUCUGACUCGCAGAGCCGCAUUUCUCAUAUCACCUACAUUGAUGAAAUGGGACGCACUCAACGACUAUAUGGACGGGAGAAUGUGCAAGAAAUUACGGGGGAUCUCAUUCCGACAUUCCGCACUUUGUCCGAAUGA
Messenger RNA from Penicillium odoratum, 1488 nucleotides. Its product is annotated as ankyrin repeat domain-containing protein. The transcript is spliced from 3 exons. Gene Ontology annotation, molecular function: protein binding. The coding region runs from base 1 to 1488 and encodes 495 amino acids. Lineage: Eukaryota; Fungi; Ascomycota; Eurotiomycetes; Eurotiales; Aspergillaceae. The record is from RefSeq and is a predicted model, not a curated record.